AUCUAACUCUUGACACUUUGAUCUUCUGCAACAUUAACAAACAAACACAUUCAAGUUUCUGACCAGUUCUUGGUUUGUGCUUCAAACGCAAAACGGCGAGCAGCAUGGAAGCGGCGACCAGGUACGACGACGAGGAGAUCAGAAAUCAAAUUGAUACGAUCCCUGUCACUGGUGAUGGACGGUUAGAUGCCGAGCCUCUUUUCGUUCUAGUGGAAAACAUCCUUAAGCACACCGCCCCUAUUCUUGAUACUUUUUUGCUGGGUACCCAAGCACCUAUGGGAAAAAUUGAGGACAUGAACACUAGUGCCUCUUUUAGUUCCCCCCUCUGUACACUUAAGCAGAUUUCCUGCAUGAUGGAUUACAAGGCUCUGGGUGUGAUAAAUGCACACGAGACAACACUGUCAAUACUUCACAUGCUAUCACACUACUCAUGGGGGGCAAGGGCAGUGAUGACCCUCGCAGCUUUUGCUUUGGACUUUGGUGAAUUCUGGAUCCUCAUGAGGAUUCACUCAUCUAAUCAGCUCGCCAACUCAUUGGCAUUCCUGAAGGGACUACUUGUCUUGGCAGAGCCCCCAGGGCUGCAGAAACACAAGCAAGCACUUGCUGAACUUGUCAAUCUGAACAAGGCCACAUUGGAAGUGAUAAGGUGCAUUUUUGAGUUGCAGAAGCUUCCUAACUAUGGCACAGAGAAUGUGCCAGCAUUGUCAAAAACCUUGGACCAUGUCCCUGUGGAUGUCUAUUGGGUCGUUAGAACUGUUGUCGGCUGCUCUGCUCAGAUGACUCGCGUCACUAAUGAUGAGGAUCAAUCAGUGGAUCUAUCCAGCUUGGCUCACAAUCUUGACAGCAUCCUCAACAAUCUUAAGAAGCAACUAAAUAUUUGCAAACAACAAAUAGAGGAGACUGAGACGGAGGCUUAUCAGACGCUCAGGAAUCUAUUUCAAAUCCAUCCCAAAAUAGUGGAGGUUUUUAAGGCGCUGUGUUAUGGCAAGAGUAAUUUGCAGCCGCUCAUUGAUGUUUCUAAUAAGUUUAAUGAGGUUAAUUUUGAUGUUGUGCUGAAGCAUAAAUAUGUGUUGUUGCUCAUUUCGGGCCCAGAUAUGUCGGAUAAUGAUCUUAGGACUCUCAAGCAGCUUCAUAGAGAGAUAGGCAAUCGUGGUAAGAUUGUUUGGGUUCCAUUAAUUGUGGGGCAGACGAGAAUCGACAUGGAAAGGAUGUUUAGAAACCGAAGCUCCGAGGUGCCAAUGUACCUUGUGCAGCAAUUUUUACACAUACUACCAGGGAUUAAGUUCAUCAAGGAAGAGUGGCACUUCAGGAAUGAGCCUAUUGUUGUGGUUAUUAACCCAAAGGUGAGGGUAGAACACUGGAUUUCACUCCAGCAGAUAAAGGGAAUCGACUCCUUCCCCUGUUUCAGAAAGAAAAACAUUGAUGUGAUUGUCGAUGGCAUUUGUAGGUGUGCAUGUCAGUGUCUUUGUGUUCACCGUGAACGUACCAACGUAUGAAUAUUGCCAACCCUACUACAACAAAGACGAAGGUAAUUAUCACUUGGGUGGAGAUGCAUACCUGCUCCCCAUUUAAAUUGAAAGAGGAUUCAGCCCUGUAAUACAACGGUACAUAUUAUAAUGAAAUAUUAGCAACUGAUAUAUGGAGAUGAAUAUUUAAGAUUGUUAUUUUCUGUAGAAAAUAGAAACUUUAUUUGAAAAAGAUUAAAUGUUUUUGUUGA
Messenger RNA from Corylus avellana, 1717 nucleotides. Its product is annotated as protein SIEVE ELEMENT OCCLUSION B. The record is from RefSeq and is a predicted model, not a curated record. Gene Ontology annotation, biological process: phloem development. NCBI's taxonomy places the organism in Eukaryota, Viridiplantae, Streptophyta, Magnoliopsida, Fagales, Betulaceae.